Molecule: messenger RNA, 1128 nt
Organism: Histoplasma mississippiense
Lineage: Eukaryota; Fungi; Ascomycota; Eurotiomycetes; Onygenales; Ajellomycetaceae
Exons: 2
Coding region: 1-1128 (375 amino acids)
Biological process (GO): protein phosphorylation
Molecular function (GO): protein kinase activity
Source: RefSeq, a predicted model, not a curated record
AUGCGGCGUCGAGUCGGCCCGUGGCGAUUGCAAAUCAGAUACCCAUUCAAACUAGCACGCCAACGAGGCGUUAAAGGAGUGGCCAGGGUUAUCGGGCGCAGCGCUAUCACCAGCAUUACCGACAUGCGUGAUGGUCUGACCUUCGACAACUGCUACGCCUUUCGAAGCGCGGCUCCCAGCACAACUUCCUCCUUUACACAGUCUCAUUCACAUAACCCUCUGUCGCGAUCAUUCACCCAGCUCCGCGGGCUGGGUAUCAGUGAAAAGUCGUCGACCAGAAAGCGCAGAUCCCCUGAUACCGGAACGCAGCCGUCCAAACGAUCACGCUCCAGCAGCCAGCGGUCGAGGAAAGACCAACAGGAGAAGGAGCUAAGCUUUGAGGUCGAGUCGGUCCAGAAACCGAGCCUCUUUGACAAGAAUGGCGAAGAACCCUUCGAUAAUCGUAUCUUCCGUUGCCUGGUGGUCUCACCCGGUGGACGGCCGAUUUACAAGUACCAAUCUCCCGCAGAACUGCUCACGGCACUUCGUGACGCAAUCAAGGCGCAUCGAUCCCUUUAUCUUGACCGAAAGAUCUUGCACAGGGAUAUCUCAGAGAUUAACAUAAUAAUAACCGAUCCGGAGAAGGCAGACGGUAAUUUGGGCAUGCUGAUUGACCUGGAUCUUGGGAAAGAAAUCGGUACUCGAAGCGGUGCACGCCACCAGACUGGUACGAUGGAGUUCAUGGCAAUUGAUGUGCUGCUUAAUGUUGACCAUACUUAUCGGCAUGAUCUUGAGUCAUCUUUCUACGUUCUUAUCUGGCAAUGUGGCCGCCAUGGGUGGAGAUUCUCUGGAAACCCAAGGGACCAACCGAAAGACAGUCUGUUGACAAAGUGGUACACUGGCACCUUUAGGGAUAUUGCAAGAAUUAAACGGAGUGACAUGGGCGUCGAUGGGUUUGAGGAUAUCCUGGAAGACUUUCCGCCUUCUUUCGAAUUUGCCAAACCGCUCUGCAGGGAAUUGAGGCGAAUCUUGUUUCCCUACAGGGACGGCCUCUUUACGGGAACCCCCACAGAUCCAGAGGUGCUGUAUGGGCCAAUCAUCCAAGCAUUCGACAAGGCUAUUGACGAUAUUAAAUCUAUGGAGGAAUAG